This is a messenger RNA of Monoraphidium neglectum, 1500 nucleotides long. RefSeq lists its product as hypothetical. NCBI's taxonomy places the organism in Eukaryota, Viridiplantae, Chlorophyta, Chlorophyceae, Sphaeropleales, Selenastraceae. The transcript is spliced from 16 exons. The record is from RefSeq and is a predicted model, not a curated record. Gene Ontology annotation, molecular function: protein binding. Bases 1 to 1500 code for a protein of 499 amino acids.
AUGCCGGUCAGCUUGGAGCGGCUGAUCGCAGAGGCUGAGCCCUCGGUGAUCACUGAGGAGCUUACGCGCGAGUGUAUACAGGUCAACGGGAGCGAUGCUGACCUGGCAGACGACAAGCGGCGGCAGCUGCCGUUCUCAGAGGUCGAGGCUCUGGCCUUCAGCUUCAAGAACCUGGCCCGCAUUGCCAACCUGCGCGGCUUGGACAGCCUGACCAAGCUGCAGCUGGACAACAACCGCAUCGAGCGCAUCGAGAACAUCAGCCACAUGGUCCGCCUGACAUGGCUUGAUCUGAGCUUCAAUCAGAUUACCCAAAUAGAAGGCUUGGACACCCUCACAGCCCUGCAGGAUCUCAGCCUCUUCAACAACCGCAUCACAUCAAUCUCGGGGCUGGACUCCAUGGCGGCGCUCAACGUGCUGUCCAUUGGCAACAACGCCAUUGCCAAGCUGGACUCCGUCGGCUAUCUGCGGCGUUUCAACCGGCUGCAGGCAGUCAACUUGGCCGGCAACCCUGUGGCGCGAAACCCCAACUACAGGCAGGCAGGCUGGGGCGCCAAGGAGGCCCACCAGGACGAGCUGCUGGAGAUCCAGGAGCGCGAGGAUGCUGCGGCGCACGAGGCGGCGGCAGCAGCCGAGGCUGGGGCGCAUGCGGCGCUGAUGGACGAGGCCAACCUGACCGGCAUUGAGCCCCUGGUGGAUGACGUGGCAGCGUCCGACCCCGAGUGGCCCAAGCUGUCCGCCAUCCCGGGCCUCACGGAGCCCUGGAGCGACGUCAGGGACAAGUGGCGGCUGGCAACCGAGGAGUUCAAGCUGAUGAUCUUGGAGAGCCACGGCCGCAAGAAGGCUGAGUCAGCAGAGUUCAGGGCGGCGCUGCAGGCUGCUUUGGACGAGCGCGACGGCGAGGCCCGCCGGCUGAUCACAGAAUACGAGAGGGCCCGGAAGCAGGUGGCGGCAUCAGCAGCAGCAGGCGCCUCAGACGCCGAGGAGCGGGUGCUGGGCGCCAAGGUGCGGCUGAUGUCGCUGCAGGAGGCGCUGCUGGAGCUGGAGCUGGACGCAGUGGACGCGGCGGGGCAGCUGUGCCAGGAGUUUGACCGCACGUUCAGUGAGAUCGCUGAGGCCAACAAGCUGCAGUACAACUCCUUCUUCACCCAGAUCCGUGACCUGGAGGGUGCCUUCACCAACGGCCUCGCGGCGGCGGCGCCGUCGUUCUUGGAGCGCUACGGCGCAUCCAGCGACAGCCCGGAGCUGGACGCCCUGCCAGAGGAGGCCCAGGUGCUUCUGGGGGACAAGGACGCCUUGCUGAACGCAAUACAGGCGUCCCACGACGCCAGGGUGGCCAGGAUCGACGGGCUGGAGGACAAGCUGGUGGCGACUGAGCUGCGGCGAGCAAAUGAGGCCGCAGAACGCAACAGCGAGUGGGAGGCCAAACGCCACAGGGACCGCAUGGCCGAGAUCCUGGGGUACCUGGAGCGCAACGUUCAGGUGAGCCGCUGCGUGGUCUAG